Messenger RNA from Exophiala xenobiotica, 1557 nucleotides. RefSeq lists its product as uncharacterized. Gene Ontology annotation, molecular function: dipeptide transmembrane transporter activity; allantoate transmembrane transporter activity. The coding region runs from base 1 to 1557 and encodes 518 amino acids. Gene Ontology annotation, biological process: tripeptide transport; dipeptide transport; transmembrane transport. The transcript is spliced from 4 exons. Gene Ontology annotation, cellular component: plasma membrane. NCBI's taxonomy places the organism in Eukaryota, Fungi, Ascomycota, Eurotiomycetes, Chaetothyriales, Herpotrichiellaceae. The record is from RefSeq and is a predicted model, not a curated record.
AUGAAUUCAAUGACGAAAUCCGCGAAGUCGGCAGUCGCGAAAACGCAGCCUGAAGAGUCCCUGGCAAGACUGGAGAGCCUACAGAUUGGUGAACCUCUGCAUGAGCAUGCCGACGAAGCGCUGCGAUUCAUUGAACAGCACCAAGGAUUCACGUAUACGCCAGAGCAGGACAAAGCAGUCCUCAGGAAAAUCGAUCGUCACUUGAUGCCAUUGUCUGAGUUAUUCGUGUCAUAUCUGUUUCAAUACAUGGAUAAGAGCAUCAUGGCGCAGAGUCUGGUCUAUGGUCUUCGAGAAGACUUGGGUCUUGUAGGCCAGCAAUAUUCAUGGUGUUCAUCGAUAUUCUUCUUCGGUUACUUAGCCGUCCAGCCAUUUACCGGCUUCUUGAUGAAUCGCAUUCCAUUGGGACGAUUUGUCGUGGCAACAUCUCUUUGUUGGGCUAUCGUUGUACUCUGCACCGCAGGCGCUUUUGAUUUCGCUGGUCUUAUGGUUGCGCGUUUCUUCCUCGGCGUGGCCGAAGGUGGAAUCUCUCCAGCUUACGUUCUCGUCACAGGAAUGUGGUACAAGAAGGACGAGAUCCCCCGACGUACAACAUUCUGGUUCGCGGCCAACGGCCUCGCAAUCAUUCUUCAAGCACUCAUUUCGUAUGGCAUUGGUCAUAUUGUCAAUACCGGAAUACCGACCUGGAAAUGGUUUUUCGUCAUCUUUGGCCUUGCGAGUCUGGUCAUGUCUGCCAUUUUGUGGUAUUUCAUGCCGAAUAGCCCACUCGACGCAAGAUUCCUCAACGACGAAGAGAAAAUGAUUGCGGUUGAGCGGCUGAGAGACAACCGAACCGGCGUUGCAAACCGGGAAUUCAAAAAGUAUCAGCUCAUUGAGGCUUUGAAAGAUCCACUGGUCUACUACAACUUCUUCUUGGUCAUUUUGAUCGUUGUACCGAACAGCGGAGUAUCAUUCUUCGGCACCCUUAUCAUUCAAAACUUUGGGUACGACGCGUUCGUCAGUUCCCUCCUGCUGAUGCCUUAUGGGGCAGUUGUCUGCAUUGGCCUACCGCUUGUUGGCUACAUAACUUCAAAGCAUCCCAAUACCCGCUGCAUCAACCAGGUCGCCUCUUGCUUUCCGGCCAUCAUUGGCGCUGCCCUCGUCUUCUAUCUGCCGGCAGAAAACCAGGCAGGCCGUCUCGCCGGAUUCUACUUGACCGGCUUCUCAAACGCUGCAUUGCCACUUCAGUUCGCCUCGAUGAAUUCAAAUACGGCAGGUCAUACGAAGCGCUCGAUCACCAAUGCCAUCAUGUUCUUGGGGUAUUCAACCGGCUUUAUCAUUGGUCCACAGUUCUUCUUGAAUUCCGAGGCUCCUGUAUACCAGACUGGCUUCAGAACCAUGCUGAUCACCUUUACGUUGUUGACUGCUGCACCGAUAGGCAUGUAUGCUUAUCUGACUCGGCAAAACAGGAAGAGGGACGCGGCCAUCAUGCAUAGUGGAGGCGACAAUGUCUACACGGAGAACGAGGAGUUCUUAGACUUGACCGACAGAGAACAAAUUCACUUCCGUUACUCGAAGUAA